Drosophila gunungcola (fruit fly) is the source of this 10868-nucleotide messenger RNA. It is a transcript of the gene sif, whose product is annotated as protein still life, isoform SIF type 1. The record is from RefSeq and is a predicted model, not a curated record. Gene Ontology annotation, cellular component: membrane; synapse. Bases 850 to 8880 code for a protein of 2676 amino acids. The transcript has 21 exons. NCBI's taxonomy places the organism in Eukaryota, Metazoa, Arthropoda, Insecta, Diptera, Drosophilidae. Gene Ontology annotation, biological process: small GTPase-mediated signal transduction; activation of GTPase activity; positive regulation of axonogenesis. Gene Ontology annotation, molecular function: guanyl-nucleotide exchange factor activity; protein binding.
GAGCGCGGCGAUCACAGCGGCGAUCACAGCGGCAAUCACGCGAUCGGUGGUGCACCGCCAUCUGUUGGCGGUGGUGCUGGUGCAGCGGCUGCUGGUGGAGGGGGAGUUGCAGCUGGUGGAGGUGGCGGAGGAACCGGAAACGGAAGCGGAAACGGAAGUGCUGGCGGGGCAGACUGCAGCAGCGACGGCGAUCCCAAGAAGACCUUCUCGCUGCACUGCUGUUGCGUGAUCGUCGACAUCACACCAGUGGCGCAUCCAGGAGGACGCCUGACAUCGGCAACAACGGCCUCGGGAAGGGAUGCGGGUGGAGCCGCCGCUGGAGGAGGUGGUGGUUCCGGCGGUGGUGGCCUGGGCCUCGGUCUCGGCGAGAAUGUCUCCCAGCUGGCCAGCCAGCUGUUCCGCUUCGGCAGCAAAAAGCGCCCGGGCGUCUGCAUCUGCAAUGCCCAGUGCCGUCUGCAAUCGCUGGGCGAGACCGCAGCAGGUGGCCUGGCAGCCACCACCAUCAAGAGCCAUCAUGGCAGCCUGGACAGGCUGCUCCAGAAGAGCGAUGGAUCGACGGCAGCCGCCAGCGGUGAACGAUCGAUCAGCUGGGUGGUGGAUGGCGGGGCGGCCGGCUCGGGCGCCCUGCUAAAUGCCUCCUCCGACGAGAGUGAUGACAAGAAGAAGAAGACGGUCGAUGACGCUGCCGCCCAGCUGCCGCCACCGCCACGCCCCCCCUCGCGUACACAUGUCAAGCCCACGGCCAAGGAGGAGUUCGAUCGCGGCGUUGAGGUGGAGAAGUUCUAUCACCAGAUCAACGGCGACAUAUUCGAGAUCACACGCCGGGUAAGAGCUCGCGACGAGGAGACCAUGGAGCAGAAGUGCAUUAGGCGCAAGGGUUCGGUGCGGCUCACCGAACCGCCCACAGGCGCUGGCCACGCCCACGUCCGGAUUGAGCAGCGCCCACAGUUGCCACCGCGCAGGCAGAAGAGCGCCGAGGAAGUGGCCACCAUGCCUAGGAGUGCUCUGCGUCAGCCUGCCGAACAGCUGGAGUGGUUCGAUCGCCGUGCCCAGCAGCGUCAUUCCGCCCGGUCCGCCGAAGGUGGCUCCCAGGUGCGAGAGGAGACCAUGGAGUGGCUGAAGCUGCAGAAGACUGCCGCCAGUCCCAUUCAGCCAGUGCGCACCUCCUCGGGUCCCAGUGAGAUCACAGUGCUCAAGGACGAACUGCCCGACUGGCUGCUGGAUCAUUUGCCGCGUAAGAAGGAGCGCGAACGAGAUCGGGAUCGGGAUCGCCUGCCCUCGGACACGGACAAGGCAGUGGGUUCGGCCUAUGCCAAGGCCCUGUCGGAGCUGCUAAAGAAACCGCUGUCGCGCCAAAGUUCCGGACCCUGUGAGUUCUCGCUGCUGAAGACGGACAUCGUGGAGUGGCUGACCAAGAUGCAGGGCACCAGUGGGCAGGGCACCGAGCGGGGCAAGUCCCGUCGCUCGCACCAUCGCCGCAACGGGAGUGGGGGCGAUGCCCAGCCGCGUUCCAAUUCGCAGGAGGAUGCCCAGGAUCAGUCGAAGGCCAGCCAUCGGAAGAGGCACUCCCUGGGACACAGUGGAGCAGUCAGCGAGGAGGAGCAGCAGCAGCUCACCGCCGACUGGAUAGCCUAUCCGCUGCACAAGCUGCAGUCCCUGGGCAAGCAGCCGCCGCCAAGUCAGCCGCCGGACAGGGCCAAUGUUCCCAGUGGCUAUGCGGUGCCCAGUGCCCUGUCCCACACCCCGCUGUGCCAGCGGCGGGAGGAGCGUUCCCGGGAGCGAAGACUGCGUCACUCGGCCAGCGAGGUGGUGGGCAGUGGUGGAGCCACCGCCUCCGCCGCCGUCAACACCGCCCAUCUGGAGCGACUGUAUGCCAAGCCGCACAAGGACCGCUAUCAGUAUGUGCCGAAGGCCAGCAAGGAAGGGGGCGGGGGCGGGGCCGGGAGAAAGGAGCGCUCCCGACGCCACCAGACCCAAAGAUCCGCCACGGUCUCCGACAUGUCCGCCCAGCGUUCCGGUGGCCACAAGCGCAAGUCGUCGAGUGCCGAGCGGGCUCCGCGGUCGCCAUCGCCGGGCCCCUGCACGGAUCCCGACUGUCCACUACUGCCCAUCUGCACGGAUCCGCACUGCCGAUACCAGGAGUGCCAGGCGCGGCAGUGCAUCACCUCGUCCGUGAGCUCGGUGAAUCUGGCCAGGCAUCAGCAGUUGGCGCAGGUGCAGCUGCAUGCGGUCCCGGCCCAUUUGGUGAGUGCCAUGGGCUCCGAUGUGCCGACAACACCCUCGACAACGGCCACCCCACCACCGCCGCCGCCAGGGGGUGGCAUGCAAGGAUCAGGAUCGGGAGUGGGAACGCUCAGCGAACGCCGCCUGGUCAUCUGCCAUGACUGCCGGUCGUGUGCCCCGCUACUCAGCUGCCGGAAUCGCAAAUGCCUCAAUGCCGCCAAGUGCAACUCACUGCCUCGCUGUGCCGCCGACUUCAAUCGCCUGCGGACCCAACUGGCCCAGCCGCCCACCACACUGGAUGACAUUGAGCCGGCGCCCCUGGACGACCUGGAGAUGCAGCCACUGCCCUCGCCCCCCCAUCCGCAUCCGCACCAUCACUAUCGCAGCAAUUCCCAGCCAAACACGCUCCAGAGGGGCGAUUCCGCCAGUUCUGGAGGGGGAGCUGGCGUAAUAGUAAACGUAGGUCCAGGAGGAGGAGGUGGCCUAAGAGACCCCGGAUCAGGUCUGGCCUGGCUGGAGCCCAUAACCACACUAGUGCAACCACUGCCCGCCUAUGUGCACCAUUCGAACGGCAAGCUGAUGAAGUCCGCCUCGGCUGCCUCGCUCAACUCCCGUCGCCGGCGCCACAAAACCGUGCACUUCGGCGAGAACCUGCUGCGGGAGGUGUGCCAGAACCGGAAGCUCAUCAAGACGGAGGCUCAGGUGCCGUCCGGGUCGGCGCCCAUGAAGGCCAACAUCCAGAUGCUGUACAACUUCGUGGAGGGAGUGCUGAGCGCCUGGGUGGACGACGAUGAGGACCAGGUGCGUUCCGGCGCCGAAUCGGAGCCGGAACACGGAGUGGUGCCCAUGCAACCGAUCCAUAGAUGCAACCGCCUGCGAUACCAGUGCAUCCGGCGGGUGGUCGAGGAGGCCGCCGAUCUCCAAGGCACCCUCAAGCUGGGCAACUCCCGCUAUCGCCAUCGCCAUUGGCGCAGCACCGCCAAGCAGUGCAACGAAAUGUUCCUUCGCAAGAUUUCGGACGAUGAUCGAAUGAGCCUAACUACCGCCGUUUCGGAUGAAGAUGAUGGGGAAAGUGUCAUGGCGUCACCAUAUAAAGCAAAGGCCACUGGCACCGCUGCAUCCUCCUUCAACUGCACGGGCGCUGUUCGCAAAGCCGGCUUCCUAUCGGUAAAGAAAUGGUUACUACGCAAGAAGCACCAGAUCGAGCUGGCCAGAAAGCGGGGCUGGAAGGGCUACUGGGUGUGCCUGAAGGGCACCACGCUGCUCUUCUAUCCGUGCGACUCCCGCGAGGGCCGGAGUGUGGAGGCGGCGCCCAAGCACUUGAUUAUCGUGGAUGGUGCAAUUAUGCAACCAAUACCCGAGCAUCCCAAACGCGACUACAUCUUCUGUCUGAGCACGGCGUUCGGCGAUGCCUAUCUCUUCCAGGCGCCCUGUCAGGUGGAGCUUGAGAACUGGGUGAACAGCAUCCAUAGCGCCUGUGCCGCCGCCUUUGCCAGACAUCGCGGAAAAACGGGCACGCUGCACCUGCUUCAGGAGGAGAUCUUCCGGUUGGAGAAGGCCAUUGAGUCGGAUCACAAGCUGAAGCACAUGGCCGAGCUGCAGCAAUCGGUUGUCACCGAUCAGGAGACGCGUCAUCAGAUCCAGACGCAGAUACUGCAGUGGGAGGAGAACCUGGAGCGGCUGCACUGUGAGCAGUUCCGGCUGCGAUGCUACAUGGCCUCGCUGCAAAGUGGCGAGUUGCCCAAUCCGAAGUCGCUGCUGACUCACGUGUCGCGUCCCACGAAGAACACGCUGAACAAGCUGGGCGUGUUCACGGUCUCCUCGUUCCACGCCUUCAUCUGCGCCCGCUCGCCCUCGCUGCUCAACAACCUGCUCGCCGGACGCGGGGCCACCAAGCGCCGACCGCCGAUGCUGUCGCGGUCCAACAGCGGCUCCAGUCGUCGCUCCAUGCAGAUGAAUUCACGUGACGAACCGGAAAAAACUUUCAAAGUUGCAAUGCCCGACAAUGCUUACUCGACGGUUUAUCUACGUGAUGCCAUGUCUGUGGAGGAAUUCCUCGCCAGCGCCUGCGCCCGUCGCAACCUCAAUCCCAUGGAACACUUUGUGCGCGUCAAGAAGCGACGUGACAUGGAGGAUCACAAUUACUUUGUGCCGCAUCGCAACGAUCUGAUUGAAAAUUAUCUACAUAAUCACGAGUUCGUGGAGGUCUGCAUGAAGAUCCUGUACCAGGUGGAGCUGCAGCGCACCACCCUCGAGCAGAUGUGGGGCUUCUCCGUGGAGGCGGAGCUGAUCGAGAACGCCGAGCGCCAGGACGAGCUCUGCUGCUAUGUGAGUCGCGUAGAGGACAAGAGUGUGGCCAUGCACAAUGGCAUUAUCAAAGGAGACGAAAUAAUGGUCAUCAAUGGCGCAAUUGUGUCCGAUCUAGAUAUGAUGUACUUGGAGAGCGUCCUGCAGGAGGAACAAUCGCUCAGCAUGAUGAUGCGGUCUUCCCGCACGGAGCCACCAGAUCUUGUGGGGAUCAUGAGGGUCACGGACGAUAUGAUUGAUUCGCUGGUGUGCCCGCCGCCGCCCACAGAUCCGCCGGUGAUGAGCGAGGAGAUGAUAACUGGACUGAUUGUUCCGGCCCCGGGUUGGAAUGGCACUAGCAAGGAUUUGUACUCGCCGGAGGCGGAAAGCUCGCCGGCCACCUCCUUUGUGGAUCCUGCCGCAAUGGCCGCCCAGUUGGCGCUAAGCGGGGGCGUGGUCGUUGGCGGACUGGGCGUGGCCAAGCCCACAUCGCGUACGAGCAGCUUUGAGAUUGAGAAUCUCCUAAAGACCGCAGAGCAAGUUACCGGAUUUUGUCGUUCACCCCAGGAAACACGCAAAUCGAGCCCCACCGGCUCGGUCACCUCGUCGGUGUCGACCACGGCAUUAACCCCAUCGCGCCAACUGACCGAUGCGGAGAAGCUGCGCAAAGUCGUCAUGGAGCUGGUGGACACGGAACGCACUUAUGUGAAGCACUUGAACAAUCUUCUCGAGCACUAUCUGGAGCCCAUGAAACGCGAGACAUUCCUCUCCAAUGCCGAGAUCAACGCUCUAUUUGGCAACAUCCACGAGAUCGUCACAUUCCAGCGCCAGUUCCUGCAGAAUCUGGAGGAGUCCUUGGACCUAGAGCCGGAGUUCAACAAGUUCGAGCACUGCGGCCAGUUCAGGAAUGUGCUCUUUGCGAUUGGCUCGGCUUUCCUCUAUUACGUCAACCACUUCAAGCUGUAUUCCUCGUUCUGUGCCAGUCACAGCAAGGCGCAGAAAGUCCUGCAUCCAAACGAGGGCAAUCACGCCCUGCAGGAGUUCCUGGCCGCCCGGAAUCCCAAGCAGCAGCACAGCAGCACCCUGGAAUCGUAUCUGAUCAAGCCCAUUCAGCGCAUCCUCAAGUACCCAUUGCUCCUGCAGCAGAUGCGCAAUCUAACAGACACCCGGGCCGAUGAGCAUGUCCAUCUUUGUGAGGCACUCAAGGGCAUGGAGAAGGUGGCCGAGCACAUUAACGAGAUGCAGCGCAUCCACGAGGAGUACGGCGCCAUUUUCGAUCACCUGUUCCGGCAGCAUCAGAAGUCCUGCAAACAGCCCAUCGACUUGAGUCCAGGAGAUCUCUUGUACUAUGGAGGAGUGGAAUGGCUGAACAUUUCGGACUUCCUGGGCAAGAUCAAGAAGGGCCUGGAGCUGCAUGCCAUGUGCUUUGUGUUCAAGUCGGCAGUGGUGUUCCUCUGCAAGGAGCGGCUGCGUCAGAAGAAGAAGUUGAUGGGAGUGUCCAGCAAGAAUGCAACCAACGAGGUGGAGAUCAUUCGCUACCAGGUGCUAAUACCCGUGACCGAGGUGCAGGUGCGUGCCAGUUCGGCCAAGGACAUGGACUCGCACUUCCUAUGGGAGCUCAUCCACCUGCGCUCCCAGCUGCAGCGUCGAUCCGAGAAGGUCUACGUGCUGUCCAACAGCACCGCCGACUUCCGCAACGCCUUCCUGAAGACCAUUCGCCAGAUCAUCCGCGAGAGCGUCCGGAACAUGUCAAUUCCGAUGAAGAACUUCGGCGGCAGCUCCGGCUCCGUCUCCGGACACUCCUCGCAGGGCAUGGGCAGCAUGGGGUACGCGGGCAACUCGCAGACACUGGAACGACCCAAGCAGCAGAUCACCAUAGUUCAUGGCUCGCACACUCUGGGAAAACCGAAGAAGAAGUCCGGAUCGCAGCGCCACUCUGCUGGCAACAUUGACUACGACAAUUUGUCGGGCAGCCAGGAGGCGGACGACCUGCCGCCCAGUGUGGGCGUGGUUCAAUACGGCUCCGGCCACGCCCAUGUGCAGCAGAUGCUGCCAGCCGGCUUCCGAGGACGCAGCAAGACGGUGGGCGAUGUCGCGGAAAUCACCUGCUCUUCCCCAGAUCCCCAUCAGCAGCAACAGCAGCAGCAGCAGCAACAGCAACUGCAGAUGCCACAGCAAGGACAUGCCCAUGCCCACCCACAUCCCCAUCCACAUCCACAUCCGCAUCCGCGGGAGCCACCACCACCCCCGAUCCGGCAGCCACACCUGCACCACCACAGCUCGGACAUCGAGAGGAUCGAUCCUGGGACGAAGUCGGAAGGCGAGGAGGACUCGCAGCAGGGCACAAUCAGGCCCAAGGCCACACUGGGUCGAACGCCCAAUCACCUGACGCUGAGCACCACAUCGACGCUCUCGGUGGGCAGCACCGGCAGCCAGGCGCGCCUGAUACAGUCGUCGCAUCCUCCGGCCAGCUACCAGCCGGUGCUGAUGAAGGACCUAGGUAAGCCCAGCCCGGACGAGUCGGAGCUCGAGUCGGAGUCGGAGGCGCAUGCCGUCCAGGUGGCGGCCUCCUUUAACUUAAGUCUAGGCAGUAGUGGUAGCUUGUUCGCCUCCGAUCCCCGAGAGAGUCAAUCCCACACCCAUUCCCAGUCCCAGACCAAUUCCCAGUCCCAAUCCCUGCAUCCCUCACCGCGGCAGUCGCCGCGUCAAUCGCCGCGUCAGUCGCCCAAGCAGGAUAUCGAGGUAAUCGAGAUCUUCGAGAGCGAGGCGGAACGAAUGGCCGCCUCCCAGCAGGUGGCCGUCGUCCACCAGCAUCAGCAUCCGUUGCCAGCGGGCCAGGCCAGGGAUUCAGGGCAUAGACAGCGACGUGACCGUGACCGAAACCCGACCGAAACGGACGCCACGGCCCGGUUCAUGGACAAGCAUUUGAGCGAUCUGGAGCAGGAGAACCUGGCCGACGGCACCUGCGACAUUGUGGCCUACAUGGAGAGCCUGCGUGAGAAGGCCUUCGAUCCCCAGGAUCUGGCCGAGGAGGCGGGUGACCAGCAGCAGAAUGACUCCAGUCUCUCACCGGAGCCGCAGACCAUUGUGGAGAACACGCAGCAGACGGUGGUGGUGGACAUCGAGUCGCCUUCCAGGCCGGCCACCGAAUCGGACAGCACGGGCAACACCACAGGACCCUCGGAGCGAUCGGGUGACGAGACGGAGGAGGAGGCCACCACCAGUUCGCUGGCCUCGCACAUCGUGGUGAUCGACAAGAAGGUGGACAAGAUCUUCAAGGCCAAGUCCCCGGAGCGACCGGCUUCCACCAAGGUCAAAGGGGGCCGCCGGCAGAUAUACAUCUCCCCGGAUCGCUGCAAGUCCCAGGGCAGCUCUCCGGUGCGGAUCAUCAAGAUUAAGUCGCCGCGCACCAGUCUGAGUGACCAGGGCAAGCGCCUGAGUGUGUGCUCCUCGAGGGACACCUCGCAGGAUCGCCUCUCGGGCGGCAGAAGGACACCCAGCCCACGCCGCUCCUCCGAGGGCGGUGGCAUUCUGAAGCACCCCACUGGACCGGCUGCGGGCAUCCUCAAGCCACCGUCCAGUCCGGCCAAGUCCAAGAGUCCGGAUCGCAGUUGCUUGAAGAAGGGCGGCCCCUCGCAUGUGUGCAGCGUGGAGACCCUUUCGCCGCGAGUCUCGCCCAGGGGCAGCAUGGAUCACCUGUCGCCGGACAGGGGAAUGGCGAGCAGCUCCUGCCUGCGCCACUCGCCGCGCAGUAGCUUCGAUAGCCACGGCGAGUCGGAUCACAAUCUGGACGUGCCGCAUGGCAGCCGCAAGCGGAGCAUGUCCGCCCACGGAAGCUUCGAGACGGGCACGCGUCCCAGGGCCCAGGAGACCUAUCAGUACUAUCCGGUGUAUGACAACCAGACGUGCAGCGAUCACUAUGUGGCUGCCGCACCCACGGGACGAUAUGGUGGUGGUACUUCAAGUAGCCGCAGCAGGCUGAGCAAAUCCCUGGAGCGUUCGACAUCCAGGGACAGCACCACCACGAGCAGUUCGUAUGGCCACAGGGCCUAUGGGGUCUCGCCCGAACGCAACUAUGUGGUCUACAGCUCGGGACCACUGCGCUCGCAAUCCGCCGAGAAUACGUUCUCCUCGCAGCCCAUCUAUGAUCCCUUGCCCCGACAUCCGCCACAACCGCUGCACCAGCCACCAAUGCACCACCAACAACAGCAACAGCAGCAACAGCAACAGCAAUAUGUGAGCUAUGCCCAGGAAAUGGGAGGAUAUGGUGGCUGCCAGCAUGAUCCACAGGGAGGUGGCUAUCAGUUGAGCUCCUCGGCACCGGAGUACACCACGUGCAUCGAUUGCCUGUACCAGAAGAGACCCUCCUAGCAUAAGUCCCGCGUGCGGCAGAGUCGCACGCGGAAGAAAACGCCCCGUGGCAUGGUGGUGGUCAGUGCCCAGCCGACGGCCACCGGCGGCAUAGGAUUCGUGCCCGAGAUGGGCUCCGCCGAGGCACCCGGCGGCUGUGUGGACUGUCACGACUACUUCGAGAUCCAUGUCUAAGGAACUCCAUAACGAGAAACCAUUUGAAUCCAAUGAUUAACAGCCAAAAGCGUAACAACAACAACCCGAAAUGCCUCAAUAAAAACUAAUUUUAACCGAACUCAGCUCAGAUAUACGUAAACUCACGACGCAAACUAUACAAAAAAAGAAGGGUAGUAAACAAAACCCAACACGAACUUCCAACACAAGGGAUUGAAAUCAAAAAUACCUAGCCUACAGUAUAUACAAUCUACUAAAAUCCACAAGCAUAAGUAAUAGCAGCGCAAUAGAAGGCACUCUUAAAAUAGUGGCAGAGUGAUGAUGACGAUGAUUAUAAUACCCAUACCCGUAUUCGUUGUAUAAGUGUUAGCCGUAAGUCACCGAACCUGAGCGUAGUUAGCUCUUUUAGCGCAGCAAAUAUUUAGCUCAUACCGAAAAAUAAUCAAAGGAUGUGGGGGUAACUAGGACCCACGAUAAGUGAAAGGUUGCAUAAUGGGUGUGUGCCACCGUUUUCCAGUUAAUUAUUUAAGUUGCAGCCGCCGAGUUGAGCGAGAACAUUUCGCCGUGAUUUACACACUCCCCAUCACACACACAUACCGACACAUUAAAGAACAAAAUGGCGGAAGUUCCGCUCGCCUCGGGUGGCAAGUAGAAAUAUUACGUAUACGCCGCGUUGCACACACAAUACUCAAGUGCCGUAAUUACGAGGGCAAACAACAGAAAAGAGCAGUGGCAGCAGUAGCUGGAACAGCAACUAAAACUAAUGUUGAAAUUCAUACUCGCACUCAAGUAAACUACUAAGAGACAGGCAGACAAACAAAUGGCAAACUCAACUUGAAACAUGGAUGGGAAAAAUAAGACAGCCAGGAGCCAGGGUGAAAAUAAAAGAAAACUCCACGCCGGCACACGCCUCACAGGCAGGUAAAAAGUUAGUGACAAGUCGCUCACUAACUAUUGGCAGAGGUAGGAAAAGCAAAGGGGCGGGGGCAGGGGAAAACUGAGUCAUUUCCGCAAAUGAAAUCAAACAUUUUUAAUUACCCAUCUAUCUGGCGAAAAAUGGAUCUGCAACUAAAAAGCUGACUUUGGGUUGAGUGCCAAUAUUUCCAGGGGUUAACAUGACAUAUACCUAACAACAAAGUAUACCUAUCGAGGGAUUAUUUACAUAAAGGACAAAAGGAAAACUAGAAGAUAACAAACAUUAGUUAGUUAGAAAAUAUUGCCAAUUUGCACGUUUGUGCGAACGGGCAUCGGUGUGUGUACCAAUAAUGUUGUGACAAAUAAUUUGCAUAUAUGCAUAUGGUUUUUUGUAUGAUUUUUAUAGGUUUUUUAUAGAUAUAAACAAAUAUACAUGCAUAUACAAGUCGAUGGGCAAAUCAAAUGAAACAGUUUCCGCAUGGGUUUUCCACCAUUUCCGUUUCCCAUUUCAAUUAAAUCAGCAAAAUACAAUAAAUGGAAUACCGAUCAAAUGGCGAUGUAUUCAAAGAAUGAUAAUCGUAAGUCGUACCUCAAUGUUCAGUAAUGGGUAAUCAAAUUAUAUGUACACUUAGGUAGCUACGAAAAUACGCGUAUAUAGUAUACAUAACCAUCCUCCCUUUUAGCGGCGCGGGCUGGGAAUUUCCAUUCGAUUCCUUGGCCCAAGCCGCCGUACUCUCGACUAAAUAUAAAAAACAAAUUUCAGGUUGUUGUAACGAGAAUUCAAAGCAGAUUAAAAAACACAAACCAAAGGAAAACGUAGUCAAAAUAAAUAUGUUUAAGCUUCAAGAACGUUUACAGUUUACAGUUUACACUGGGCUUCACAGCAGCAAAAUCAAAACAAAAUACAAAAAACAAACAAA